AAGGAAUAUGGGAGGCAGAAGUUAAUCUUACCUUGAGAAUCUCUCUCCUUUACGCAGAGGAGUGAGCCGUGCUGGCCGCACCUUGCCUUUCAGUGGGAGGGCAGGGAGCACUGACUCACAGCGCCUUGCGGGCCAAGCUGCGAGAAAGGAAUUUGGUCUACUCUGCUGGGAAGAUUUUGAGAAAACUCAUCUUUCACCCGGCAUCGAGAACCUGAAAGGAGUUUCUCUUUCCAGUUCUGCUCAGCCUGUGGAGUACGGACUUGUCUUCCCGAUGCACGGCCCCAGCUGGCUGGGUGCUGUGCUCUUCCUUGGGGUGCAGCUCCCAGCACUCUGGCCUGCGGCAGCCGUGGAAGUUCACACUUCCAGGGAGGUGGAUGCUGUGAACGGCACUAACCUGCGGUUAAAAUGCACCUUUUCCAGCAGCAGCCCUGUUAGCCAGCACUUGUCAGUGACCUGGAACUUCCAGCCUGAGGACCAGAGCUCUCACGAGCCGGUAUUUUAUUACUUCAAGGAGCCCUACAAGCUGCCUGCUGGGCGGUUUAAAGAGCGAGUCACCUGGGAUGGGAACAUUGAGCGUCAUGAUGUUUCCAUCGUUCUCUGGAAUCUGCAGCCCACUGACAAUGGGACGUUCACCUGCCAGGUGAAGAACCCACCCGACGUUGGUGGCACAAUUGGUGAAGUGCGGCUCAGAGUUGUGCAGAAAGUGCAUUUCUCAGAAAUCCAUUUCCUGGCAGUGGCUAUUGGAUCUGCUUGUGUUCUGAUGAUCAUUGUGGUCAUAGUUGUAAUUAUCUGUCGACACCAUCGGAAGAAAGCGCAAGAGAAGAGGAUCGAGGUGACAGACACUGAACUUAGAGAAAAGGAGAAGCUGAAGAAUACAGAAGAAAAGGAAGCUUGUCCAUUAGAAGACUAGAGGUCUUUGGAAUAUAUAAUGUACUUCUAAAGCAGACGGUGAAAGCUUGUAGUUUUGGAUGUUAGAACAAAGCUGAAUUACAGAUGUCUCGCGGUGCGAGUGGUUUCCCUGCUCAACCUGAAAUUCUGGCAAGAGGCUGCCAUUAACAUCAGUUGUAAAUUUCCUUCAUUGAAACAAACCAGGAGGAACUUGCCUCCUAAACAAGGAACUUUCCUUCAUCUUUGCAGCUGCAGAAUGUGAAGAAGGCUGCUCUGAAGAUGAAAAAAGUGCCAACAAAAGAUUUGAACAAAAUGCCAAGACUGCUGACUGAACAGAGAUUUUCAAAGUGUCUGGGCAGGCGCAUUCUUGCACCUUAAAAAUUGCGAGGUGCGUCUGUGUUGCCCUGGUUUUCCCUCCCUGAAAAUCCUCUUUGAUGACACUAAAAGGAAGACUGACUAUGGAGGGAUCACAGGAGCAGCUGGCUGCUGCAACAUACUUUAAAUCUCUUUGCUGCUUUAAAUUGGAAGUGCUACAGUAUGGGUAAUGUGUGCUGUUUCUUACUGGGGAUGAUGUUUUCCAGUGGGUGUGUGUUUCAUAUCGACCUCUUGCAGCUUCAGUAGGCCUGGUAACGGUGGUAGCGAGGACACUGCCUUCUGCUGCCCUUUGGCAGCUCCUUUUCCCACUCCAUCUCUGCCGGUGCAUCCCAACGGUGACCUCCUUUCCCCUCGGCUCUCCAGCUGAGGGGAGAUUUAGGAAUUUGUCAUUCUGAGGCUGGUGAGAGCCUGGCCCAGGUUGCCCAGAGAAGCUGUGGCUGCCCCAUCCCUGGAGGGGCUCAAGGCCAGAUUGGAGGGGGCUCUGGCCAAAUCUGGAGGUGUCCCUGCCCAGGGCAGGGGGUGGCACGAGAUGGUCUUUCAUGUCCCUUCCAACCCAAACCAUUCUAUGAUUCUAUUGUAUCAUUCUAUGACAACAUCAACCUGUUUGUUUAAAGAGUAUCUUUAUGACUUUAUAUCUCUGCCUGUAAUGUGCUGGCCACAUUGUCUGUUUAUAUGUUUUCAUUUUCUAUCAUGAGUGCCAUAAAUAAACGCGCCUGGUGGA
Messenger RNA from Calidris pugnax (ruff), 1984 nucleotides. It is a transcript of the gene MPZL2, whose product is annotated as myelin protein zero-like 2. Gene Ontology annotation, cellular component: membrane. Lineage: Eukaryota; Metazoa; Chordata; Aves; Charadriiformes; Scolopacidae. Gene Ontology annotation, biological process: cell-cell adhesion. Bases 272 to 910 code for a protein of 212 amino acids. The transcript has 6 exons. The record is from RefSeq and is a predicted model, not a curated record.